CCAUAGAUUUAAAGAGAGACUGCAUUCGUAGCCUGACGUUCAUUCAAUAGAGCGAUCAUAGGCAAGGCUGUCUGUCUGGCGUGCUCUCGCGUUUCUCUUUGCCUUACUCCUGCCACUUGAAGUGGUGUCUUCUUCUCUUUCGCUGGAGGGAAAAUUAACUAAGGAUGUUAAAUCAGAGAAUCUUUCCAGGCAUGGUUUUACUCCUGAUGUUUUUCUGCCACUUCAUGGAAGAUCAAACCGCGCAGGCUGGGAACUGCUGGCUCCGGCAAGCCAGAAACGGCCGCUGUCAGGUCCUUUACAAAAAUGGUCUCAGCAAAGAAGAGUGCUGUAAAACCGGCAGGCUUACCACUUCGUGGACAGAAGAGGACGUCAGCGACCACGUGCUUUUCAAGUGGAUGAUCUUUAGCGGAGGCGCCCCCAACUGCAUCCCGUGCAAAGAAACCUGUGAGAAUGUGGACUGCGGGCCUGGGAAGAAAUGUAAAAUGAACAAGAAGAACAAACCUCGGUGUGUCUGUGCUCCGGAUUGCUCUAAUAUCACAUGGAAGGGCCCGGUGUGCGGCUUAGAUGGGAAAACCUACAAGAAUGAGUGUGCUCUUCUGAAAGCCAGAUGCAAAGAACAGCCUGAGCUUGAAGUCCAGUAUCAGGGCAAAUGCAAAAAGACCUGUAGGGAUGUUUUAUGUCCAGGCAGCUCCACAUGUGUGGUCGAUCAAAAUAAUAAUGCCAACUGUGUGACAUGUAAUCGGAUUUGCCCAGAACCUACUUCUCCUGAACAGUAUCUCUGUGGGAAUGAUGGAAUAACAUAUGCGAGUGCCUGUCAUCUGAGGAAAGCUACCUGCCUGCUCGGAAGAUCCAUUGGCCUAGCCUAUGAAGGAAAAUGUAUCAAGGCCAAAUCUUGCGAAGACAUCCAAUGCAGCACUGGGAAGAAAUGUUUGUGGGAUUUUAAAGUGGGCAGAGGACGGUGUGCCCUUUGUGACGAGCUGUGCCCCGAAAACAAGUCGGACGAAGCUGUCUGUGCCAGCGAUAACACCACUUACCCGAGCGAGUGUGCCAUGAAGGAAGCAGCCUGUUCCCUGGGUGUGCUUUUAGAAGUAAAGCACCCAGGAUCUUGCAACUCCAUCAAUGAAGAUCCUGAGGAAGAGGACGAAGAGGAGGACCAGGACUACAGCUUUCCUAUAUCUUCCAUUCUAGAGUGGUAAAAACUUCCAUCACUUUUGGAACAGCCAUUGGGCAAGAAAUUCAAUGUCCAUACUGUACAUAAGUGUAUGCUUAUUUAUUUGGGGAAGAAAAAAGUAUACAUAUAGUUGAAUCUUGUAGACAUUUAUUUAUACUGUGUCAUGUUUUAUAAUUUAUACAUUAAAAAUGUCUGAUUGACUGUACACCUUUUAUUAUUAUUUUUUUGGAAGAAAUUUAAUCGUUAUGGGAUGAGCAGUGUUAUUUAUUGUGAGGUCUUUUGCUUGUAAAGUAAAGCUUUUUUUUUCUUGUAAACUAUAAAUCCAUUCCUUAGAGCUUAACUCCCCCUCCCCGUCACGACUCUCAUCUCUGCCGACGUUAACUCUUUUCCACUUUAACAAAACUUUGCAUGUCAGUUUCUGUCAUUUUUAUUUAUUGCAUUUCCUUCUUGCCGGUUAUGUACAUAUAUCCACGAUCCCUCGGGUAUUUGUUUACAAGGAAUCUUGACUGACCAAAAGGCGCUGUAAACUGACUUAACUAUAUAUUUGGGGUACAAUAAGGUAGUCUUUAAAGAAACCUCUUCCCCUUGGUUAUGCUCUUCUGAUUGUAUCAUGUACUGAGGUGAUCUCAAAGUACUGGACAUUUAUAUUGUACUAUGAGGAUCCAGGCCCAAAGAUCGGAUUAUGAAGUCUGUUAAUAGCUAUGUGGCUAAAUGUAAUGAGAGCAUCCUCUGUCCUUUUUUUUUUUUUUAAAAAAAAAAGAUACAUUGUCACAAGCAUUCAAUGUUUUUAUUAGCUAUGUCCUUGCAGUUGCUCCUGCAGUUCCAUUUUUUUAAAAGUUCUUUCUGUUUUUCAUUCGAAGUGUUCACAGAAUAUUAUAUCAAAGCUUUAUCAGUUCAAGUUUCUUGCUUUUCAUAAUACUUUUUUUUUCUGAGGCAAUUUUAUAUUUUCAAACAUGGCGAGUUAAAUAUAAAUUCAUUUAAAUAUAUAGUUUUGUACUUUUCUACCAUGUAAAUGUGCAAUGUAUAUAAAAGUUAUAAUGUGUAUUUGUAAAUAAAUUAUGAGUGAAAAUAAAAAUAAAAAUUGGAUUUCUUUCCCCCCCUGUACAUCAGCUUCGGUUAUUGCUUAGUGAAUGUGGUUGCUAGGAAUGGCUUUUUGAAUGUGGAAAGGGUUAGUUUUAGGAUCAUACGCACUGGUGUGACCAGAGCAUGCAGGGUCUUAUUUCAUGUCCGAGGGUCAGAAAGCUCAUGACACAGCAACUUUGCUGAAGUAAAGCAGGCAUAUAGGCCUGGCCAGCGUCUGAAUGAAAGGCCACUGGGGAAAUCCCUCAUAGGCUAUUUUGUGAGUUCCAUCAUGGAACAUUUCCAUGGGUACAAGAACAUCCGAAGCCAAAGCUGGAUGAGCUCGAACAAAGAGGUGGGGCAGCAUCCAAAGCUCACAUUCAUUCGAUUGCACCGCUGUGAAUGACCACUAGCACAAUGGGAAGUUACCACUGCCGAGAGCCACGCUGGAAAUGAGCCCAAAACAAGUGUUUCCAGAAGGGGGCAGGUCAGCUGAGCUUCAUAUCGUGAGCUCCACUGACUUGUUCUGUUCCGGAAAUGCUACUUUUUGGCUGCUCUAGAAAGCGCUAGCUUCCUAUUGCAUUGGUGGUCACUCCCAUUAGUGCAAGGGCAGCUUUGGAUACUGCCCUUGGUUUAAACCAGGUUUGAAAAAUACCCGGGGCAGGUGACCAGGAAGGGAAGUUUUAAUAAGCUGGGGGGGGGGAGUUGUUGUUAGUGGUGGUGGUUUUGUUUCAAGCCAUCUAAGUCGAAUGGGAAAGUGACUUUCGUAGACUUAUUUGAAAAGAUGGUCUGUAUGUUUGCCACAGGACCAGUCAUUCCCAUUAAGAAUUUCUCUACUUCUCACUCCCAGCCAGAUAAACCAUGAGAACUCACCAUGUGGUGAUCAUUGACAAGGAGGGGAGAUAAACACACUAUGUGGUCCAAAUUCACAUAGCGAACUCCAACAGAUGAUAUGAAUUGGAAAUUGCUAUAGAGAUCAGCCCCCCAUCUAGCAAAAUACAAUGUCUCUUGAGACCGACUCCAAGCCAUAGUAAACGUGAAAGUAAACUUGAGCCUCAACAAAUGGAUUUCAGGCAAUUUCAAAAUAAAGUGAUAUAAGAGAGUUCUUCGUUGUCUUAGAAAGUGGUAAACAAGCAUACAUCCGAUCAUCCACCUACUAUAAUUUAUACAAUCUUGACUGAUUGAAAGAAAACUCUGCACUACAGCACUGUAAAUGUUUCAUUCUGGUGUAAAGUCAGUUUUAAGAAUCUAGAAAACUCUACCCUAAUUUCAUCCUUCCAAUGUCUCAUAUUGAGACAUAUGAAAGCCGGUCUGUUGCAGUAGUUAGUAUUGGACUAGGGAGACCCAGGUUCAAAUCCCCACUUAGUCAUAAAGCUUGUUGGGUGAUUGUGGACCAAUCAUUAUCUCUCAGCCAAACCUACCUCACAGGGUUGUUGUGAGGAUUAAAUGAGUGGGAGGAGGGAGAACCAUGUGCACUGCCCUGACCUCCUUCAAGGAAAUAUUGCAGUAUUGUCACUGUUCACUCCUCCUUUUCACUCUAUUUGUUUUAAACCACAGAGCACUUGCAAACUUCCUUUAAAGCUUUAAGUACUCAUCCCCCUCUUGUAAAACCAUGUGGUGUUGACAUAACCAUGUAUUUUGCCUACAUUCAAUAAAGCUUUUCUUUGAUGGA
Molecule: messenger RNA, 3902 nt
Organism: Elgaria multicarinata webbii
Lineage: Eukaryota; Metazoa; Chordata; Lepidosauria; Squamata; Anguidae
Gene: FST
Product: follistatin
Exons: 6
Coding region: 165-1196 (343 amino acids)
Biological process (GO): cell differentiation; negative regulation of activin receptor signaling pathway; multicellular organism development
Molecular function (GO): protein binding; activin binding
Source: RefSeq, a predicted model, not a curated record